AUGCCACUUCACAUGGAGCCAGGACAGAUUUACAAUUCGUGGACAGAGUUCAAAGAUGCUCUCGACAGUCACUGUAGAGAAAACAAAGUUAUCUUCAACAUCAGCAAUGCCAAGACGGUGGAACAAGCCAAUAACCUCCUGAAGAAGAAACCUUACUUCGACAUUCGACUCAAGUAUGCUUCCUGUAUGCUUGUAUGCAAGCACUUUGGCUCAUACAAAAGUCUCAGCACUGGAAUGAGACCAAAACAGAGGAGCUACAAAAUUAACUGCAAGGCAUUUAUCAGUGUGAGCGCAUGCAGGAAAGAAAACUAUCUCAUUAUCAGGGAUUCCUACCAUAUUCACAGCCACAAUUGCUCAGAUGAAAUCUAUAACUCAUAUCCGGAAAUUCGUCGAAUGACAAAGGAAGAGAGGAAGAUGAUUGGCACUUUGAUGGAACUUGGUGUGCCCACCUCUCAGAUCAAGUCUGCUGUAGGGAGAAAUGUGACCCCAAAAGAUUUACAGAAUGCAAAGACACACAUCAAGGCAGUUAAAAUGGGGUUGAAAAGUGACGAGCCAAAGGGGGGGCCUAGGCGAAGGAAAACUUACAAGGAAAUGCAAAUGGUGCGAGCAGAAGCUCGCAGAGCAGCAGGAUUAAGUGUGUCUGAUUCAGAUGAGGAGGGGGAGGAGGAAGAUAAUGUUGAGAGGUCAACAUUUCAUAAUUCUGAUGAAGGUGAUGGCAUGAAAAUUGAAGAAAAUGAAGAAGCGAAAGCGUCAGAGCAUGUUAACACCACAAGUUUUACAGUAACUAUCGGAGAUAUGGAGCAUCACUUAGAAGUGGGGCCAGAUUCGCUGGCAUGCGAUGUAAAAGAUGCAGGCAGUAUUGGAAACAUGGAUGGGCUAUCUGGCCUUCUGGCAGCUGCAGGGAUCAGCUCAGACACCGUUGUUCUCACAGUUAAUAAUCCUGGCAAGGAUCUGGAUGAAGCAACCAAUAACGCAUAUACUGUAACGGUGUCGCUACCAGAGGAUGAAGUAACCCACACCGUUAAUAAUCUUCAAGAGCUGUUGAAAGGCUUGCCCCCAGGAAAAAUAGUCACAAAGUCUCCUACACCUUCGUCGCCCGUCAGAAUUAAAACCGAAGAAAAUGACACUUUUCCAGAAACGAAACAAUGUGAGAAGUGUGGAGGGUAUAUUUCCCCUCUUGAUGGGCACAGUUCUUGUUUGUCCUGCCUAGGCCCUGAACAUAUUCAUGAACACAACUGCGAUCAUUGCAAGGCCAUGACUCCUGAACAGUUCAACAUCAGACGGAAAAAAAUGGUGGCUAUGAGAAUGAAAGCUUUGAAAGACAUGAAACGUAAGCGUAAUAAGCAGGAUGAGGAACAGUCUGAUGAAUGUGGUGAUUCCGAUUCUGACCUGACAUUAGGUAUACGAAAGAGUAAACGGGUCAGAAAGCCCAAAAAUUAUGGCCCAGAUAUUGAGGUGGAGAAUUCAUUUGUUCUAGGAGGUAGGAGUUCUACCAAAACCUCCCGAGGUGGAAGCAGUUUUCCCAGUUUUAAAACACCACCAGAUGAAGAUGAGGAAAGGUUUUCAGCGAUAAUACCAAAGACAGAAAUCAUGGAUGGUGACGAUUCAUAUUUGUCACAUGUUUACACAUGUGACGACAAAGUUGACAGUAAAAUCACUGGAUGGAACACAAAACGAUUUGAUCACAUCCUGUCACAGGCAACUGUUUUUGAUGACGUCAUAUUGACAGAAAGCGGUAACAAAUCAUUGUGUUAUCUACCAGAGAUGCAGACAUUUUCAGAAUUUCAGGUGCUUGCAGACAAACCAGACUUGCCUGCCACUCCUCCUACUUUACUUCGAAGAUAUAUGCUACAUCCAAAAUUUGAAUCAUCGUUCUGUGCAGACUCUGAACAUCUCACCAGUGUAACAGAUCCAUCAGUAGACAUUAUGAGUACUGGACUUUGUAAAUUAGUCAAGAAUGCUGUGGUUCAGACAAGAGUUGCAGUAUAUGACAAACUGUUUACACGUCUGGGGGUAGGCAUGGCCGAUGAGGCUUUGUCCAUACUGGGUGAACUUUACGGUAAAGUUAGUCAGGUUACAGAAAUAUCCCAGGAUGUUAUAACUAACAGUCUGCAGACUGCGUUAGAUACAGUUCAGGCCCUGAAAGAUGUGCUUGAGGAGCUAGGAGUCAUGUCCAAAGAUGCAUUGACUACAGCUGCCCACCAGCGUACUUUAUCUGUGAACUCCCUGGAAGCUGCACGGAAGGUGUUACAGUCACAGCGAGUUCCUUGUGGAGAAACAUCUGCCAGGAGAGGAAAAUUUUUACCAUUUUCCCGUGCUCAGAUUAUUCAGCGUCCUCUGCCUAACGAACAUGCUCAAAAUACCCCAAUAUCUACUUCUGUUCCAGCGUCAAGCAUGUCUGCACCAACCUAUAAUCAAAAACAUCUGACUUCACUAACCUCGUCGGCCCACCAGGAAACCCACAUUUCAGACUUCCCCAUCAUGGCUAUAGCAACAGCUCAGGAAGGUUUAGAUGUGAGUCCAGAUGCAGCAGCUGCUACAUAUAUCGACAUGUCCGGCAAAGAAUUCACCAUGGCUCCAGUGACAGUCCAUAGCGAACUUCUACAGAGUCUCACCAACAACAAAGAUGGAAUAAUUGAACUGCAUGUGUUGAAGGAGGAGACGGAACUGAUGGAGGCAGAGGAUGCUGCGAUUGAGGAAGUCAUCCAUGCACAGUGA
Candidula unifasciata is the source of this 2718-nucleotide messenger RNA. Lineage: Eukaryota; Metazoa; Mollusca; Gastropoda; Stylommatophora; Geomitridae. The record is from the annotation of a GenBank genome assembly.